This is a messenger RNA of Doryrhamphus excisus (bluestripe pipefish), 3084 nucleotides long. It is a transcript of the gene nradd, whose product is annotated as neurotrophin receptor associated death domain. The record is from RefSeq and is a predicted model, not a curated record. Gene Ontology annotation, biological process: Rho protein signal transduction. Gene Ontology annotation, cellular component: cell surface; plasma membrane. NCBI's taxonomy places the organism in Eukaryota, Metazoa, Chordata, Actinopteri, Syngnathiformes, Syngnathidae. Gene Ontology annotation, molecular function: nerve growth factor binding; death receptor activity; coreceptor activity.
GAGGAGGAAAAUGGUUUAUUGGAGCUCCUAGCAGCUUUUCCCGUCUGUGCUGUGGAGGAGAAGCAGCAGAGCAACACACACAUUGCACACAGACACACACAUACAUACACACGCUCGCUGCAUCCUGUGACUUGAAACAAAAGAAACUUUGUGCCAAUUUGCCGAAAGCAAAGUGGAAUAAUGGCGAAGUGACUUUGAACGUAACACUUAAAGACAACAGGGUGGGACUAUGCGCCAACUUCCUAAUCACAACAACCGUUUUUUGUGUCAUUUUUGACACACAUUUGGAGAGCUGGAUUUUGGAUGAGACCUUGCCAGUUUUUGACUUUGACAGAUUCUUUUUGGUUCUUUUUUGGGGAGGAAGAUCUUUGGUAAAACUACACGGAUUUUUCCAGACAGUCGACAUGGAAACACUUUUCAUAUUCGGGAUUAUUCUACUCAAGGUUGUCCUUGGGGAUGCCUGCGCCAGUGGACAGUUCACCGACUCAGGCCAGUGUUGCAGUUUGUGUCCCGCGGGCUUCAGAGUGUCAGUGGAGUGUGGAAAAGAGGACACCAAAUGCACCCCGUGCCCACAGGGAACUUUCUCCUCUUCGGAAGACCUCGGCCAUUGCGUCCCCUGCUCGCAGUGCCCGUACGGCGUCCCCACAUUGGCACCCUGCUCGGCCGUUGAAGACACGCGAUGUGAAUGCGACAGCGGAUUCUUCUACCUCCGAUCCUACGCCGCGUGCGCGCCUUGUUCUAAAUGCAACCGUGGCGAGGGGGCGCUCCAGCAGUGCGGCCCCAAAGGGGACACGCUGUGCCGGGUCUGCGGUCCUGGAACCUUCUCUGAAGAGCACCAUAACACCAAACCAUGCCAAACCUGCACACAGUGCUCAGACAGCGAGGUGGAGAUCCGGGCAUGCAUGCCCAACUCGGACACACUCUGCAUGGAUAAAAAGCUCCACGUUCUCUCCGACGGAUCCCGUGACACUCCGAGCUGGUCCGGCGUUGAAGAGGUGACACAAGGCGGAGGCAGCUCCGUACCCGGAACGCCAAAGUUUACCCCCCAGGAUGGGAACGGCAGCAACAACAUCCUGGCCUACGUGUCCGUACCAGCUGCAGUGGUCCUGGGGCUGCUGGUGUACGUGGCGUACAAAUGCUGGAGAUCGUGUAAACAGAAGAAGGCUCUGUCCAAGGCCCGCGCCGCCGAGCUGGGGGCGUCUCCAGAAGGAGAGAAGCUACAAAGCGACAGCGGAGUUUUCCUCGACUCGCACAGUCUGCAAGACAAUCAGCCCUGCAAAGGCACCAAGCGGGACAGCAAGCAGGACACCCGCCUGUACAUCAACCUGCCCCCCCACAGGCAGGAAGAGGUGGAGCGCCUCCUCCAGGAAGGAGCGGGCCGGGGUUGGCGUCAGCUGGGCCAAGCGCUGGGCUACGAUCCCGAACAGCUGGACCUGUUUGGACGCGGCGAGGCCCCCGCUCGCACGCUCCUCUCCAACUGGGCCCUGAAAGAGGGCUCCACCCUGGGACUGCUGUGCUCUGCACUGGCACGCAUCGAGAGGCCCGACGUGGUGACGGCACUCAAUUGCCCCACGCAGGGCGUGUCGGUGGUGUGAAUACCCUCCACCCCCACCACCCCCAGACCUGCACCACUAUGACUACAGAGCACACCAGCUUCUAUUUAGUCUUAAUGGACACUUAGGAGUCUUUUUAAUUAACAAAAUAAUAUCGUUAUCGCCACAUGGUGCCUUUUUUACUGAUGGGUAGCCUUCAUUAUCGUUUUUGCUCAUAAUUAGGGGGGGGUCACUCUGCAUUUUGGUGCAUUUGUUCCAUAGAACAACGGCAUGAACAGAGUGAGACCAUAUGGUUAUCGCCACAUGGUGCCUUUUUUGCUGAUGUGGAGCCUUAUUGUUUUUGCUCAUAAGUGGGGGGGGGGGCACUCUGUGCAUUUUGGCUAGUUUGUUCCAUAGAACAACGGCAUGAACGGAGUAAGACCAUAUCGUUAUUGCCACAUUGUGCCUUUUUUGCUGAUGGGGAGCCUUCUCGUCAUCGUUUUUGCUCAUAAGUGGGGGAGGGGGGUCACACUGUGCAUUUUGGCUGGUUUGUUCCAUAGAACAACGGCAUGAACGGAGUGAGACCAUAUCAUUAUUGCCUUUUUUGCUGAUGUGGAGCCUUCUCAUCAUCGUUUUUGCUCAUAAGUGGGGAGGUGGGGGGGUCACUCUGCAUUUUGGUGCGUUUGCUCCAUAGAACAACGGCAUGAACAGAAUGAGCCCAUAUCGUUAUCGCCACAUGGUGCCUUUUUUGCUGAUGGGGAGCCUUCUCAUCAUCGUUUUUGCUCAUAAUUGGGGGGGGUUCACUCUGUGCAUUUUGGCUAGUUUUUCCAUAGAACAACGGCAUGAACAGAGUGAGCCUCCCUUCAUAUAUUCUCUUCGCCUGGUGACACCCCCACCAUCUUGUUUACAUGAGUAUGACUCACUAAAAUGUGCCGUAUCGUUUCAUACUACACAUUUUCCUUUUUGGGAUCACGUCCACGGAAUACGCAUAAUACGACAACGCUAAUCAUGUUUGUAUUGAAGCCGAGUCAUAAUGGAAUAACUGACAUGAAAACACUUGAAAUCCUCUUCCUAUCGAAACCACAUGGAGUCCGCCACGCCACAGAGUGUCGCUAUUAUUAUUAAUAUUUCAAUAGCGCAUAUACAUACUUUCAGUGGACGACUGUGAGGUAAUAUAAACACUAUUUCCAAGCGCUUCCUCGCUGUGUACAAUGACUGUAAAUAAAUGUGUGUUUUUUAUCAACAGCCAAGAAAGGGACUUUGAACACAACACGCCUUCCCCUUCUCACUUUUUUUUUUUGUAUUUAUUUGACCACCCAUCUUUAAAUGUAUGUGAUGGCUUCGGACCAUCACGCCAGACUCUUUGUGGUAUUUUGUUUAUAUUUUUCAAGUUACUUUGUUUUUGGCUCAUUCAAUGAAUAAAUAAUUUGUAAUAAAAAGUUGUCAUUUUUUUUGGUGAAAUAAGGUAUAAAAUAAAGUAGCGACACUGCAACAAUGCAGUGUAAAGUCAAGUAAACUAUACUGUAAAAUUAACAAAACUCUCACUCUGGAC